GCGCCGUCCUAGUGACAGCCUGUUGCAGUAGUUCCACGCAGUUGUGUUAGUUUAUUGUAUUUUAUUGCGUUUUUUGUGUGUUUUUAAUCUUUAUUUUUACACUGUCCUGCGCAUCAUCACCACGCACAACAGUGAGAUGCUUUUCAUACAGAUUGCACAUUUUUUACUCUUUCUAAUUGCACUUGGAUCUCUCCGGAUUACUGGGAGCCAUGCCUGCUACAUCUCCACCGGCAUUAUUUACACGCGCGACCAGCUGAUGGCCCUGGGACACCCGGCUCUCUCGGCUGGAGAGAGGCCCUACAUACCCGAGGAGCUAAAAAGGAGACGGCGAGGCUGCAGAGCGGGGCUUAAACGGAGGACGAAGAAAAGAAAGUUUAAGCCCUACAUCCCUGCAGUCAUCACUGGUAACGUUAGAUCACUGGCAAAUAAAGUGGAUGAACUGGAAGCGCUCGUCAGGACACAGAGGGAGUACCGAGAGUCCAGUAUUAUGUGUUUCACAGAGACGUGGCUGCACGACCAGAUACCGGACUCUAACAUCACCAUCCCCGGCUUCCAGACAGUCCGAGCCGACAGAGACACCACCGCGACCGGCAAGAAGAAAGGAGGAGGCCUCGCCGUGUUCGUAAACAACAGAUGGUGUCACCCCAGUCAUGUCUCCAUUAAAGAGCAGCUCUGCAUCCCGGACAUCGAGCUUGUCGCCGUCGGACUUCGCCCAUAUUAUUUGCCGAGGGAAUUUACCAGUGUUAUCGCCAUAAAUGUUUACAUUCCACCAUCUGGUAACGCAGAAGCAGCGUGUGACGUCAUCCACUCUGUAACUGCGGGACUACAGACGAAACACCCCGGGGCCUUCAUCGUCAUCACAGGUGAUUUUAACCAUGUGUCUCUCUCAUCCACUCUUCCAACCUUCCACCAGUUUGUUACAUGCACCACCCGUGAAAAAAAGACUUUGGACCUGCUGUAUGCAAAUGUUGAGGAUGCAUACAGCUCCACUGCCCUGCCACCACUGGGCAGGUCAGACCACAACCUAGUCCUGCUCUCACCAUCAUAUAAGCCUGUUGUUCAACAGCACCCAGUCACAGUGAGGACAGUGAGGAAAUGGUCUCCUGAGGCCAUGGAAACACUGCGGGGAGCGCUGGAGGCCACGGACUGGGAUGCGCUGUAUGAACCACAUGGUGAGGACAUCGAUGGCCUGACGGACUGUGUCUCUGACUACAUUGGGUUCUGCAUUGAAAACACCAUCCCCACAAAAGAGGUUCGCUGCUACCCUAACAACAAACCGUGGGUUACCAGCAACCUGAAGAUCCUUCUUAAUGAGAAGAAGAGAGCCUUUAGAUCGGGGGAUCAUGCUGAACUCAAGCGUGUACAAAGGGAACUAAAACACAGCAUAAGGGAGAGCAGGGACAACUACAGGAGAAAACUUGAACACAAACUGGGGGACAACAACAUCAGGGACGUCUGGAGGGGGAUGAGAGAGAUCACAGGCUUUCAGAGGAGAGGUGGGGGUGCAGCUGAGUGGGACAGGCAACGUGCCAACGAGUUGAACAUGUUUUUCAAUAGGUUCAACUCCAACCCCUCCUCCACUGGCAGCCCCUCUUCUGCAUCUCAAUCUCAAUACAACAACUCCCCACCUCCCCCUACCAACACCACCACCUGCUGGGACCCGUUCUCAUCUCCUGCCCCCAGGACUUCCUCACAGCCCCCACAGCUCUUCCCCACCUCCGACUGCAGACACCUCUUCGCACCUCUGUUGUCACCUCCACCCCCCAGCCCACUGCUUACAUCCACCUCAGAACCUGCUAUACCCCCCACCCCCCAGUCUGGACUCCACAUCACAUCCAGCCAGGUGAAGAGAGAACUGGAGAGACUCAAACAGAGGAAAGCCGCUGGACCGGACGGACUCAGCCCUUAUGUGCUGAAAGCAUGUUCCGGUCAGCUCUGUGGAGUUCUCCAGCACCUCUUCAACAUGAGCCUACGCCUUCAGAGAGUGCCAGUGCUCUGGAAAACAUCGUGCCUGGUCCCAGUGCCCAAAAAAGGACGUCCUACUGCACUGGAGGACUAGCCUGGACUGCUGAAGGCCAAACU
Messenger RNA from Melanotaenia boesemani (Boeseman's rainbowfish), 2082 nucleotides. RefSeq lists its product as uncharacterized. Bases 137 to 2059 code for a protein of 640 amino acids. Gene Ontology annotation, molecular function: catalytic activity. The transcript has 2 exons. Lineage: Eukaryota; Metazoa; Chordata; Actinopteri; Atheriniformes; Melanotaeniidae. The record is from RefSeq and is a predicted model, not a curated record.